AGUAAUAUUCCAAUUACAAGGGGAGGUCUUCUUUAGUGACUCGGAGUGGGUAGUAGUGACCGAUGUCUCGUUCGGACCCAUAGAAAACGCCCUGAACAAACUGCACCUUUGGUUCACCGACUCGGCCAAGAAGAAAGAAUCGCAGACGGAGGAAACGAAAUGGAGUGCACGGUUACGGGCGCAGAUGGUGGAAAGGGCGACGGACGGGUUGGAGCUAUUUGGACUUGUACGUGAACGGUACGACACGCUGCGGGAGGCGGUGGCCGGAGGGCCCAGGAGGGCCAAGAGAGGUAUUAUCGACGUCGGCGGUACCGCACUGCAAUGGCUGUUUGGGGUGGCGACAAGUCAAGAUCUAGAAGAACUUAAUGGUCAGCUGCAAGCCUUGGGAGGAGAAACGUCGGGGAUAGUAGGUGCGGUGGCUCAUCAAGCAACGUUAGUGAAUGAGACAUUACGAGAACUCGAGGAACAUGUACUGGCCAUGCAGCAGCUGGACAGAGCGCACCAAUCACUGGAGAAGGAAUUCAACAAAUGGAGACAGAAUGUGGUGAGUGCCGUGAACGCCCUAGAGAGUCAAGUGAUUAUGACGACGAGGGUGGAUGAAGCCUUUCGAGCUGCUCAGAAAGUUCUAGACUGGGCCAGCAUGGCAUUGGAGGACAUCGGCAUUGGUCUCGCCCUGUUGGCAACCGGCAACCUACCCCCGGAACUUUUCCCACCUACUCAACUGCGAUCGGUUCUUAAAGAAAUUCGAGCUUCUUUGGCGAUGGGUUGGGCACUAACAUCUGCUUUGCAGAACGGUGACCUGUGGAGGGCAUACCAGGAAGCCCGGGUCGUCGUAGCGGCAACAACAAACGGGCUUCGGCUAUUCAUUCAUCUGCCAAUAAUUGAGAUUACUAAGACAUUUGAGUUAUAUCGAACAUUUGUGUUGCCAGUAUUUAGUGCUGCAGGUAACGCGGGUCUUCAUUACGCACCCAUUCCCGCAUUUCUGGUGGUAGGGCGGGAUCGGCAAACAUUUAUUGAACUGACGGAAACCGAGGUACGCUCUUGCCAGGGAAGGGCAAGCUCGGUAUGUCCGCCCAGUAAAGCUAUCAACCGGAAAAAUUUUAAGAAGACUUGUGUGAUGGCGCUGUUCCUGCAGGAUACUGACAAAAAGAAGACGGAGUGCGAUCAUGUUGUAGUAGAAUGGAGAGGACCUGAAGCCAUUUACCUGGGCCACCGGAGAUGGGCAGUAUCAAUGAAUAAUCUACGCUCUCUUGUAAUGGAGUGUCCCCAACAGACAGAUUCGAGGGAUUCUUCGAGAGCAGAGCUGCCGUUGGUCGGCAUUGUCGAAAUCCCACACGGUUGCUCCAUUCAAACUGAUGAGUGGAUUUUGCAGGCCAGUAGGCAACACUCGUUAUCAUCCACUAGGAAGGGGAACGACUUUGUGCCACGUCUAAAAGAGGUAAACUGGGCUGUAGCUACAGACGCCCAACAACAAGGAAGCAUGACGAGCGGGAAAUCUACGAACUCAUCGCUGCAGGCUUCAUUAGAGGCGUCCUUGAAACGGAUCGGCGGCAGUCUGACGAACGCAGCUAGUUUUGGUAAAACUAUUCGUGCUUUGGAAGUAGACGACUCGGAGAGGGAAAAACGAGCAGCGGAACAUCAUAAAUAUCCAUUCGAGCUAUGGGGUGUGGGAGCAGCGUUGUUUAUGGUCAGUGUGGCUGUGUGCAGUAUCCAGUGGUGCCGAGGGAGAAAAGGAGACGUUAAUAUGGCUGACCUUCGGGAACGCCUACGGAUGGUGGAGGAGUUCGUCGAGGAAGAAGCUGAGAAGCGACGCGUGCGGCGGUGGAGUACCAUGCAUUGCCUUACGGAAAUAGACAAUCGUAUGGCAGCGCAUGAAGAGGCUUGCUUGACGACACUGCGCAAGCUGGAGUCGUCCUUUGAGCAUCUGGCAUGAGGAUGAUUUUUUUGUGGAGGGGGGGGGGUGUCAUGU
Daphnia carinata is the source of this 1969-nucleotide messenger RNA. RefSeq lists its product as uncharacterized. Gene Ontology annotation, molecular function: RNA binding. Gene Ontology annotation, cellular component: cytoplasm. The record is from RefSeq and is a predicted model, not a curated record. The transcript has a single exon. The coding region runs from base 185 to 1933 and encodes 582 amino acids. Lineage: Eukaryota; Metazoa; Arthropoda; Branchiopoda; Diplostraca; Daphniidae.